Molecule: messenger RNA, 2039 nt
Organism: Eublepharis macularius
Lineage: Eukaryota; Metazoa; Chordata; Lepidosauria; Squamata; Eublepharidae
Product: phospholipase A2 inhibitor CNF-like
Exons: 5
Coding region: 24-701 (225 amino acids)
Cellular component (GO): extracellular region
Molecular function (GO): phospholipase inhibitor activity
Source: RefSeq, a predicted model, not a curated record
AAUCCGAUUCUGAUCCGGCAGCAAUGCAGGCCCUUCUUAGCUCGUGCCUCCUCUUCGCGUUCAUAGCCAGAGGGACUGCUCUUCAGUGUGAAAUUUGCAUGGGUCUAGGCCACAACUGUACCGGUAGACUGGAGACCUGUCCUGCUGAUCAUAACUUUUGUGGCACGACAUUGUUUGAAAGUAAACACGCAGAAAUAUCCGUUCAUGGCAUUAUUAAGAACUGCAUUCCAUCCAACGUAUGUGCAAAUGGUUCUUCUGAUAUAAACUUGGGAGAAAAAGGAAGAUCAAGGACUCAUGUUUUCUGCUGUCAGGGCGACGCCUGCAAUGCAGCCACUGCUGCCAGAUUUAUGCCAUCGGAAGCCAGGCCCAAUGGUCUGCAGUGCCCUGCUUGUUAUGCUUCGCUCGACGACUCGUGCAGUGACGCAGACAUGGUCGACUGUGUUGGAUCGGAGUUUCAGUGCAUUGAUUUGGCUGGCUAUGUCCAUUUGGAUGAUGAAUCGUCUCAGAGGAUUGCCAUGAAGGGUUGUGCUACCGAAUCUGUUUGCAGUGCCAGUGUAGGAGGUGCAGCGACAUUUUCAGGAGUCAGUUCGGCAAUAACGAAGCUUGAGUGCACACCAGCCUCCAGCACAGCCAGCGUAUCUCUGGGACCACCUGGACUCCUUCUUUCAGCAGUUGUUGGAUUCCUGCUGGUUAAGCUCUGAUCCUUGUCGACUGACUGUCUUUGCUAAUGCAUCGUAUGCAGGUGCUAAGCCAAGGCGCAUGCCAACGCUUGGCUCCCUCUUAGCAUAAAUGAAGAAACAAGAUGACCUGUGAUUCAGCCGUUUUGGAUGUUAAGGACAGAAGCAUGAUCGUUAUGAUUUUUAAAAAAUCUUAGGCAUGAAUUAAUGCAAGUUUUUAAUGACCUGUUUUAGUUUUAUUUAUUUAAGCUUUUGGUUUAAUACAAAGAUACUACUGCGAUGACCGCAGUAAUGGAAAACAAGUGCUAUUGCACUGCUAUCACAGUGAUGUCCACGGUGACGUUAGUAAAAGAAUCUACCUGUCGUUUGUCUAAUGGUUUCAUAUCCGGGAUAUUAUAAUUAUUUUUUGUGCUGGUAGAGCUAUUUACUUAAAAAGAGAGCUGGCAGGUUGAAGAGUGCUAAAAGCUACAUCUUCUGGCCUGGAGUUUCCAUUCUCUAAUCCAAGAGGUUCAGGGGAUGGCUGUGGUUACUCAGUGAGGAGGAAAAUCAUUUAGCCCCAGAGCCUGUCAUUAGUGGCAGGACUAUUUCCAAGGCAGCUUUACCUUGUAGUCAGAGUUGGACAGAGAGCAUGUGAAAGCAGAGACAUGGACUGUCCCAUUAAACACUUUAUUGAUAUAAAUUCACCAUUAUCUAGAUCUCAGUUGCAACCAGUUGGAUCCUCUCAGGUGUCAAACCCACUGGCCAGUGGAAACUGUACUGGAAGAUACGCAUGGUGGUGCCAGUCUUGUUGACCCAAGGUGGGACAAAGAACCCAGCAAAACCAGCCAUUUAUCACCCUUGGUUUUGAUUAAUGGUUUAUACCUCAAUUGUGGGAAAUUCCUCCUAUUACUGAUAUCCUUCCAGCAAAAGACAUUCCCCAAAAUUAUCAUAUUUGAAUAGGCAAUUGAGUAUGGAUACGGCGAGCUGUCUAAAUUGCUCAUUUUAUCUGUGGUGUUUCAGUGUAAGCAUAAGCAUAUUUCAGUCACUGGGCACAGCAGGUACACGAUGUUCUUGCUUCCACAAUAUGCAAAAUUGUUUCUUAGAACUAAAAUGGAGUUCUCAGUUCUCUUGCCUGUUUCUGUAGUUUGGUUAACAGCGGCUGCGGUGGUAUAUAAUAUGGUGAAGUAAUACAAAAUAUAAUUGGCUAAUAGGGCUCUGCCCUCAAAGAUAUCUAGGGUUGCUAACUCCAGCUUGGGAAUUUGGAGGUGGAUCCUAGGGUAUAGGGAGGGGAAGAACCUCAGAGCCAAGCUACAAGUGAUGCCUUACACAGGUUGGACACUUCUCAGCUUACCUCAAGUUUUGAUGGGAAAUGUAGGCGUCCUG